CUUCUUAGGCAGUAGGUAUCUAGUGUUGAAGGGUCGAUAGAAGGCCCAAGCUCUGUAUACAAGCUGUCUCUCGUGACAUUUGGUGGUACAUCAUCGCUCAUUAAUGAUUAAACCAUUACCCAUUAUCUAUCACCCUUUUGGUACCUAGUAUCACUACUGUAUAGUCCAGAGUUACUCGAGGGACAAACCGAAAAUUUCAAAACGAGGGAUAUCAAACACCAUUUUUCUAUUCCUCUUAAACCUCCCAAGCCUCUGUACGACGUGUUCGACGACGUCAACUGAUCAUCUCAAGAAACCUUAGUUCUGACUACUUUUUUUUCCUUCUCCCCUUAUUUUCAUCUUUUUUAAUAAUAUUUUCCUCUCUCUUCGUUCGGUAUCGCGAAUCUAAUCGCGCUUCUCAUACAUAUAGGUAUCUAUCUACCUAGGUAAAUUUGGCAAUCAUACAACUUACCUAAGGUUAGGUGCCUACUUACCUACCUAACAUUUAUCACAUCCAAACUCUCCAAGACCACUACUUUGGUAGCAGAAAACUACUAUUCUAAUUCUACCCAGCAGUCAAAUCAACAUGGCGGAAUGCGGCGAUGAUGGAGCACCAUUCUGCACUGACUCUGUGCCCUUUGCCCCUGCCAGUUCGUGCUGCAAACAAGGUAGAACAUGCCUUGUCCUAGCAGCCAAUACUACAGUUAUAUGCUGUCCCGACGGCGCUGAUUGCAGUCAAAUUGGAAAUAUUCCUUGCGACUUGAGCCGACAACUGUUUGAUCCGAGUUCAGACAUACAGACGUCGUGGCAUGAAGGACACCUACCGGAAUGCGGCGAUGCCUGUUGCCCAUGGGGAUACCAUUGCGAGCUGAAUACCUGUGCACUGAAUGAUGACCAGAAUGAACUACCCGGAGAUGACCAGUCCUCUUCUACUUCCACGAGCAGUACGAGCAGCCCGACGACUUCAACCACUCGGCCAUCUUCAGCCACAUCAUCCACAGCAACCACCAAUACCACUUCGCAAGCGAGCCCAACCGCAGUGCCAUCCAUCACACUCACUCCCGCCCAAGGCCAGGGAGACGCAUCAUCCAGUUCAACCUUAAGCACGGGCGAAACAGCAGGAAUAGCUGUGGGAGCGGUUCUCGGUACCGCCAUCGUGGCUCUACUUUUGUACGUCAUCUACCGCGUCCGCCGAGCCACUAUACCCCAAAGCGAGGACGACCAGGCCCAGGCUCUGGCCGUAGCGGGUGGUAACCACCAACCAAUCCUGAGCGAACCGAAGGCCCCGGAACUAGCCAGCGAUCCCAUAUACGAGCUGGCAGGUUAAAAGGCUGCGAAAAGAUGCAAUUCUUCGGCACACUCUUUUGCAAUUGGACUGGACGGGACGCGGACUUGCAAAACUGCUAUGUAAGUAUGGGGCGCUUUCAUCCUAUAUUUCGACAAGAAGAUCGUAAACUGAUAGAAAUUAGACCAGGCUAUUGGUCUACGACUUGACUUAUUAGUAAAACUUUACUAAGGAGGGACGAGUUAAAUGUAAAGUUUUACUUAAUAAAAUCGUGUAGUGGAGCCGUGCCUAUGAGUGAAAAUUUCAAGCUCGGACUCUGUUUCCCGCAGAAACUGAUAAGAUAAGGAGCUGAGCCUCCACAGCCUCAAUUCAGCCACUUUCUAUUCAAUUCCAUUAAUCCAUCUUAUUAAUC
Hypoxylon fragiforme is the source of this 1676-nucleotide messenger RNA. RefSeq lists its product as uncharacterized. The record is from RefSeq and is a predicted model, not a curated record. Lineage: Eukaryota; Fungi; Ascomycota; Sordariomycetes; Xylariales; Hypoxylaceae. The coding region runs from base 566 to 1306 and encodes 246 amino acids. The transcript is spliced from 2 exons.